AGUCGAACCUUGUCGAACUCACGUUUUGUCACUGACGAGCAGCCAAAACAUCCAAUAGGCGAUUACACUUUACGCAGAGUCUCCGCCCAUUGUCAAAUCAUCCUCCUGGUGAUUGAUUCCAGCAGAUGCGAGCGAGGUAAAGACGCUACCACAGGCAUGCCACUGGCCCGUAGUUUGUCGGUCACCUCCCUGUCUGGUCUUGAGGACUGGGACGAAGAGUUUGAUCGGGAGGAUGCAGUCCUGUUUGAGAUCGCGUGGGAGGUCGCCAAUAAAGUUGGUGGCAUCUACACCGUGAUCCAGACCAAAGCACGUAUGACCUGCGAGGAAUGGGGCGAGAACUACUUUCUGGUGGGCCCCUAUACGGAGUCCAAUGUCAGGACGCAAGUGGAGCUGAUUGAGGCACCUAAUGCACCUCUUAGGAGAACCAUUGAAAAAAUGAACAACAGUGGGUGCAAGGUAUAUUUCGGGCGAUGGCUUAUCGAAGGGUCUCCAUAUGUAAUUCUAAUAGAUGUGGGUUUCACGGCAUGGUCUCUGGACCGCUGGAAGAGCGAGCUGUGGGAAAACUGUAAUAUCGGUGUGCCCUGGUUUGACAGAGAGGCAAACGAUGCCGUACUCUUUGGCUUCCUCACUGCUUGGCUAUUGGGAGAGUACGCAGCUCAGUGUGAGGACCCCCCUCAUAUUGUGGCGCAUUUUCACGAGUGGCUGGCAGGUUUGGGCCUCGUGUUAUGCAGGCAGCGCCAGUUACCCGUAGCAACCAUCUUUACCACGCACGCCACCCUGCUCGGCCGAUACCUGUGUGCCGGGAAUGUCGACUUCUACAACAACCUUGCAGAGUUUAAUGUGGAUAAAGAGGCAGGUGACAGGCAGAUAUAUCACAGGUACUGUCUGGAGCGCUCCGCAGCCCGCUGUGCACACGUCUUUACCACCGUCUCUCAGAUCACCGCCAUUGAGGCUGAGCACCUACUAAAACGCAAACCAGACAUUGUGACUCCAAACGGUCUGAAUGUGAAAAAGUUUUCAGCCAUGCACGAGUUCCAGAAUCUACAUGCUCAGAGUAAAGCACGCAUCCAGGAGUUUAUCAGAGGGCAUUUCUACGGGCAUUUAGAUUUUAACCUUGACAAGACGGUGUUUCUUUUCAUCGCCGGACGCUAUGAAUUCUCCAACAAAGGAGCUGAUAUUUUUCUUGAAGCGUUGGCCAGACUUAACUACCUACUAAGAGUGAAUCACAGUGAGAUCACGGUAAUAGCAUUCUUCAUCAUGCCUGCUCGUACCAACAACUUCAAUGUGGAAACCCUGAAGGGUCAAGCCGUACGAAAACAGCUCUGGGACACUGCACAUACCGUGAAAGAGCGCUUUGGGAAAAAACUCUAUGAAUCACUUUUAGUAGGACAGUUGCCUGAUGUGUCUAAGAUGUUAGAUAAAGAAGAUUUCACCAUUAUGAAGCGUGCCAUCUUCGCCAACCAGCGGCAGUGCCAGCCUCCCAUCUGCACCCACAACAUGCUGGAGGACAGUAGUGACCCAAUCCUCAACUGCAUUCGCCGCAUCGGCCUCUUCAACAGCUCUCAGGACAGAGUCAAGGUGAUCUUCCAUCCAGAGUUUCUCUCCUCCACUUCUCCACUCCUGCCAAUGGACUACGAGGAGUUUGUACGAGGCUGCCACCUCGGAGUAUUUCCAUCUUACUAUGAGCCCUGGGGAUAUACACCAGCUGAGUGUACAGUGAUGGGUAUUCCAUCAAUUUCCACUAACCUGUCAGGAUUUGGCUGUUUCAUGGAGGAACACAUCGCUGAUCCAUCUGCUUAUGGUAUCUACAUUCUGGACCGUCGAUAUCGUGGAAUCGACGAGUCCUGCAAUCAGCUGACGUCUUUCCUGUUUCAGUUCUGUCAGCAGAGUCGUAGACAGAGGAUCAUUCAGAGGAACCGAACCGAGCGCCUCAGCGACCUUCUGGACUGGAGAUAUUUGGGCAGGUAUUACGUAUCUGCCCGUCAUAUGGCCUUAGCCAAAGCCUUCCCGGACACGUAUAUGUACGAGCCUCAAGAUCCUACUUCGACCGCAGGUUUCCGAUACCCACGACCUGCCUCUGUGCCCCCAUCCCCUGCCCACUCCCUUCACUCCUCGCCUCAUCACAGCGAGGCAGAGGAUGAGGACGAACGAUAUGAUGAAGAGCUGGAGGCGGAGAAAGACCGAGUUAACAUCCGCCAGCCGUAUAAUUCAAACCGGAAGAAUAAUACAGUCGACGUUCCUGAGAAAAACUAAAGGAAACAAUCAUAUGCACACACACACACACAUUCUGCAGCUUACUGUAAGUCAACUAUAUAUAUAUAAACACAAACACAUGCACACGUAAAACACAGUAAAAUUUACCUUGGCGUCUGUAGUUGUUGCUUCUGAAGAGAAAUAAAUGAGAUAUUUAUGUAUGUGGUGAGCCAUAGUAUAUCAUUUUUAAAUCUUUUGAGUCUCUGGAUUUCAAAAAUGUGUCUUUCACAUGAGGCCUAAUAUAACAAGAGAUUGAAGAUAAAAUGGUAGCUGAAGUUAGACAUUUCCUGGCCUAUUUAAAGCUGUAAAACAGAACAUGACACUGUGAGAAUACUGUCUACUGACAUAUUAUUCUAAUAAUAUAUUAAAUAAAAUAAAAAUAUCUAAGUAUUUAUAGAUAGACCUUUAUUGUGAAUGUAAACCAUACUGAAUUCUUUAAAUAAUGCCAUGAUGGUUGUUAGCCCAUAAGAAAAGUAAUAUAUUUGAAGAUUUUAAUACCCUACAGAUUUUCUUUUGCACUAUUAUGUACCCACACAGGCACAAUGACUAUUCACUUAUUUCACAGUUAUUUUGGUUAAAUAAAUCUAAUGUAGCUUAUGCUAGCUAGCCAAACCAAUACACUGGAGCAUCAUUGGUACUGUAACACACAUAAACACCAGCACACUGUUUGAGUUUAUUGUUUGUGUCACGACUGUAGAAUUGAGAUUAAAGUCUGCAAAAUUAUUAAAAUGA
This is a messenger RNA of Misgurnus anguillicaudatus (oriental weatherfish), 2985 nucleotides long. NCBI's taxonomy places the organism in Eukaryota, Metazoa, Chordata, Actinopteri, Cypriniformes, Cobitidae. The record is from RefSeq and is a predicted model, not a curated record.